ACGAUAACAAGUUGAUAUCAAACGUAGUAAUCUGACGAGCUGCUGAUUGAUUCAUCAACCUGUUUUCAAUGUCUUAGGUGAGGAGAAAACGAUAACAAGUUGAUAUCAAACGUAGUAAUCUGACGAGCUGCUGAUUGAUUCAUCAACCUGUUUUCAAUGUAUUAGGUGAGGAGAAAACGAUAACAAGUUGAUAUCAAACGUAGUAAUCUGACGAGCUGCUGAUUGAUUCAUCAACCUGUUUUCAAUGUCUUAGGUGAGGAGAAAACGAUAACAAGUUGAUAUCAAACGUAGUAAUCUGACGAGCUGCUGAUUGAUUCAUCAACCUGUUUUCAAUGUCUUAUAGGUGAGGAGAAAACGAUAACAAGUUGAUAUCAAACGUAGUAAUCUGACGAGCUGCUGAUUGAUUCAUCAACCUGUUUUCAAUGUCUUAUAGAAUGGACCAAUCAAAACCACACGUAGAGAUGUUCCACUACAGGAACAAGGAACAGUCGUCCGACCUCCUACUGCAGCUGAACCGUCUGAGGCAGAACAGGAUUCUUACCGACGUGCUCCUCUGUUCAGAUAACACAGAGAUCCCCUGCCACCGUAACAUCCUGGCCUCCAGCAGUCCUUACUUCACGGCCAUGUUCUGUCACCACUUCAGAGAGACCAACCAGGAGAAGGUGGAUCUGAAGGGGAUAACCUCCAGCAUCCUGAGUGACAUCGUCGACUACGUCUACACAGGGGUCAUCACCAUCACCAUGGAGAUAGUACUGCCCCUUAUGCAGGCUUCCUCCAUGCUCCAGUACACCAGGCUGUUCGAGGCCUGCUCCUCAUUCCUGCAGGAGCAGCUGAGCCCAGACAACUGCCUCAGCAUGAAGCGACUGGCAGAGAUAUUACACUGCAACAGCCUGAAGGAGAAGGCCAGGGAGAUGGCAGUACAGAGCUUCUCUGACGUCUCUACCUCUGAGGACCUGUGUGAGCUCUCCUUACCUGAGCUGAUGGGUUACCUGGAGGAUGACUGGCUCUGUGCUGAGGAGGAGCAGGUGUUCGAGACGUUAUUGGCGUGGAUCCACCACGACCCGUUCUCCGCGCGCGGCGCCAUCUCCGACCUUUUCAGGAAGGUGCGUCUGCGCUACAUCCACCCCACCUACCUGUUCCAGUUCAUCGCCAGCGACCCCCUCGUCCAGUCCUCCACCCUGUGCACCGAGGUCAUCGAGUCCGUCCGACGCCUCAUGUUCUCCAUCACUACUAAGUGUGGGUCGGACCUCAAGCCCCUGUGGGUGACCCCGCGGCGUUUCACCUGCCGGGAGACCCUGGUUCUAGUUGGCGGCCGCAAGAACAACGAACAGACGUCCCGCGAAGCACUCCUGUUCGACGAGAGGACUCAGCGCUGGCAGUGGCUGGCCAAGCUGCCCUUGCGACUCUAUAAGGCCUCCUACGUCUGUAUCCACAGUAUCCUGUAUGUCCUGGGAGGCCUCACCAUGAACACCAAGCACAGAGUGGUUAGCACCACUGUCUAUACGUUGUCUCUGAAGACCAACCAGUGGAGGACGACUGAGCCCAUGAUCCAGCCUCGCUUCGCCCACCAGUCUGUCUCCUACCUGCACUUUAUCUUCGUCCUGGGGGGCCUGGGGCCGGAGAAGCAGGUGUGCGACACGGUGCAAAGGUACAAUAGUAUGUUCAACCAAUGGGAGGCUAUGGUUCCCAUGCCGACGGCUGUGCUACACCCGGCGGUUGCCGCUAACGAUCAAAGAAUCUACAUGUUCGGGGGAGAAGACGCGAUGCAGAACCCUGUCAGGAUGAUACAGGUGUAUCACAUUGGCAGGAAUAUGUGGUCUAUGUUGGAGACCAGGACAGUGAAGAACGUUUCUGCACCAGCAGCUGUCCUCGAUGACAAGAUCUACAUUAUCGGAGGCUACACCAGAAGAAUGAUUGCGUACGACACCAAAGCCAACCGCUUUACGAAGUGUGAGAACCUGAAGCAGAGGAGGAUGCAUCACGCCGUCGCGGUGCUCGACGACAAACUGUACGUGACCGGAGGACGCUUCAUCAACGGACACGACGUCAUAGAGGACUCCGACAGCUUCGAGUGCUACGACCCGAAGACUGACGCGUGGACGACGAAGGGGACGUUGCCGUACAGGCUGUUUGACCACGGUUCUCUGUCCCUGGUGUGUGUCUCCAACAAAUCCAAGCCUCCUGAGUGUGUGUUGUGGAUGUGUGUGUGUCCCCCCUUCAGAUGAUACUCUGCCCGACCAAGCAAAAAGACAUUAACUGCUCAUAGCGUGGAACUGAGUAUAAUGGCUUUUAUUUACCUUGGUGUCACAGUAUCUUCAUGCAGUUACUGGCUAACAUGACCCCCCAUUUUCUCCUGAACACAAUACAACCGAGGCAGGAUACUUGUCCACAUGAUUAAUAAUGUAUUUAAUGUCGCAAAAAAUUGACAUGAACUCAUUUUGGACCAAAUGAGCAGUUAUUGCCUUUUUGCAUGGUAGGGCAAUACUGUCUAUGCAUAUGUUGCUGCUCGGAUGUGACGCUGACCGACACAGAUGUUGCAAAGAACAUCUCUGAUGUCAUUUCCUGUCCCGCAAAUUCCCUCACUGGGUGACACUUUCCCCAGCAGCGAAUCUUAAAUCAAAUGAGAUAUUUUUAUGUUUUUAUAGAUUUUAUCGUGUGGAACUGAAGCCCUGGGCAGUUAAUUGUUAUGUGGAACUGAAGCCCUGGGCAGUUAAUUGUUGUGUGGAACUGAAGCCCUGGGCAGUUAAUUGUUGUGUGGAACUGAAGCCCUGGGCAGUUAAUUGUUAUGUGGAACUGAAGCCCUGGGCAGUUAAUUGUUGUGUGGAACUGAAGCCCUGGGCAGUUAAUUGUUGUGUGGAACUGAAGCCCUGGGCAGUUAAUUGUUAUGUGGAACUGAAGCCCUGGGCAGUUAAUUGUUAUGUGGAACUGAAGCCCUGGGCAGUUAAUUGUUGUGUGGAACUGAAGCCCUGGGCAGUUAAUUGUUAUGUGGAACUGAAGCCCUGGGCAGUUAAUUGUUGUGUGGAACUGAAGCCCUGGGCAGUUAAUUGUUGUGUGGAACUGAAGCCCUGGGCAGUUAAUUGUUAUGUGGAACUGAAGCCCUGGGCAGUUAAUUGUUAUGUGGAACUGAAGCCCUGGGCAGUUAAUUGUUAUGUGGAACUGAAGCCCUGGGCAGUUAAUUGUUAUGUGGAACUGAAGCCCUGGGCAGUUAAUUGUUGUGUGGAACUGAAGCCCUGGGCAGUUAAUUGUUGUGUGGAACUGAAGCCCUGGGCAGUUAAUUGUUAUGUGGAACUGAAGCCCUGGGCAGUUAAUUGUUAUGUGGAACUGAAGCCCUGGGCAGUUAAUUGUUAUGUGGAACUGAAGCCCUGGGCAGUUAAUUGUUGUGUGGAACUGAAGCCCUGGGCAGUUAAUUGUUGUGUGGAACUGAAGCCCUGGGCAGUUAAUUGUUGUGUGGAACUGAAGCCCUGGGCAGUUAAUUAUUGUGUGGAACUGAAGGCUAUGGGUGUAUACAAGUCCUGUAGACUAUAUGAAGACGACACGACAUGAUGACCAACUGUUUAGUCACCAGUCCAAACACACGUUACCAACAGACCGGAUGACAUUACUACCCACUGGGGAAAAAAUGGUUGCAAACAGUAUUGUUUCUACGUCAUUUCAACCCCAAAACAAAUUAUAUCUUGAUAACGUUGAAUCAACGUGGAAAACUGGUUGGAUUU
Molecule: messenger RNA, 3713 nt
Organism: Oncorhynchus keta (chum salmon)
Lineage: Eukaryota; Metazoa; Chordata; Actinopteri; Salmoniformes; Salmonidae
Product: kelch-like protein 38
Exons: 8
Coding region: 423-2225 (600 amino acids)
Molecular function (GO): protein binding
Source: RefSeq, a predicted model, not a curated record